AUGGUGCGGUACUGGAUGCACCGAAGUGCACGCGUGCAAAAACUAGUCGAGCCUCAUGUACAGAAGCUCUUCCCAUUUCACAGGCCAGAAUUAGAGGGAGUUUCUCCCGUCAAUGCCUCCUACACUGGGAGAGUUGUCAAAGCCCCCUUUGAUCUUGCACUUGGCAAGGUGGUUCCUUUCGGCCAAGAAUUGACAGCCGCGAGAAAGGACAUAAUCAAAGUCAAAAUACACAAACUAUGUCUCAACAAGUUCCUGCUUAAGUAUUUCUAUCAAACGCGAACGUAUUGGACACACAAGCAGGGCGCGGAGGCCGAUAUUGGCGACAUAGUUUUAGUGGAGAGGUGCGACCCCCCAAUUGCGUUUAAUACGGUUUACAAGCUCAAAAAGGUGGUCUUUCCCGUUGGAAAUAUUGUCGACCCUAUAAGUGGCUUACGGUGCGAAGGGCCCGACUACCCCUUGGAAGUGAUGCAGCAGUGGCUUGACGAACAUCGGCAGAAAUCAUAG
Molecule: messenger RNA, 504 nt
Organism: Echinococcus granulosus
Lineage: Eukaryota; Metazoa; Platyhelminthes; Cestoda; Cyclophyllidea; Taeniidae
Product: 28S ribosomal protein S17
Exons: 2
Coding region: 1-504 (167 amino acids)
Biological process (GO): mitochondrial translation
Cellular component (GO): mitochondrial small ribosomal subunit
Molecular function (GO): structural constituent of ribosome
Source: RefSeq, a predicted model, not a curated record